AUGUCACAGAAUAAGAAAGUCAACUUAAAUUCCGUUCAUGAUUUACGUCAACAUACUGAUGAACAAUUAGGAUAUAUAAUGAGUCAAUUUGAUUAUAAAGAAUCAUUUGGGUUAAUUGAUCUUAAGUUAGGAUUAGGAUUAGCUACUGUAAUAAUUGCUGGUGGUUUAUUUGGAAUUGAAAAGGUUUAUAAAUUGAAAUUAUUUGAAAUGUAUUCAAUUACCGUGAUUGGGGUGGUAUUAUAUGGUUUAAUUAAUAUUAUAUUGACAUUGGUUAAUUAUAAAUAUAAGAAUGUUAAAUAUAUUGGUUAUAAGAAGAAUAAAGACAAAGUGACUAUUACUACUUGGUCUACCAAGUAUGAUCCAAUUUAUAAUAUUUCAAUUACUUUUAAUGAUAUUACAACCGUAACUAAUGAAUAUCAAUUUAAAGAGUUUUAUGAUCAAUUAGGUUAUUUCAAUUCAAAUGCCUUCAUGAAAUUAAUUGAACAAGAUUUACAAAAAAAGAGUCAAUAA
Molecule: messenger RNA, 510 nt
Organism: Hemisphaericaspora subhashii
Lineage: Eukaryota; Fungi; Ascomycota; Pichiomycetes; Serinales; Debaryomycetaceae
Gene: SPC2
Product: signal peptidase complex subunit
Exons: 2
Coding region: 1-510 (169 amino acids)
Biological process (GO): protein targeting to ER
Cellular component (GO): signal peptidase complex; membrane
Source: RefSeq, a predicted model, not a curated record